Chara braunii is the source of this 1197-nucleotide messenger RNA. The record is from the annotation of a GenBank genome assembly. Lineage: Eukaryota; Viridiplantae; Streptophyta; Charophyceae; Charales; Characeae.
CAGGUAUCAAUCCCAAAUAUCUCCAAUGUCUCGAAUCUGGUAAGUAUCACAUCCUCCUACCACCGAAGUCCAAUCACUGAUCUCUGUUCAUCUCGUACCCAAAGUCUCUCAUCUGAAGAAGAGGAAGAAGGGGUCUGGAGAAGAAGAAGAAGAAGAAGAAGAGGAAGACCUGAGAGGGGCAGAGGAUCGGUGGAGAUGGCGAGUAGCCCUAGGCCCUACCUGAUGAUGAAAGGUGGCGCCUUGGCUGCUGUUGGAGACGGCUGUGCCGCUGGGAGCUAUGGCGCUCGCAGUGGCUGUCAGGAAAGGAGGCAUGUCGCGAGGACCAUCAACAAAGAGGAGGUGGUUUUCCGUAGAGAACAUCAGGACAUCACGUCACGCCGUGAAUUUGACAUUUACGAUCCCGAUCUUCUGAAAAAGUCGCUACCUCCUCGUAUCGAUGACUCAGCGAAGAACAACCCCCCAUCAAGCCUGAAAAUGCUUGCAGGCGAAGACCUGCAAUACGAAGAGCGUAUCAAGUGUCAGCAGCAGCAGCAGGAGAGAUGGUUAACGGAUCAUCUCGAGGAGACGGACUGCGCAAGAGAGCGAGAUCUGAGAGAGAGGGCACAGACAGAAGAGAUGCUGCUUGCACAGGAUGAAUACGCAAUGUACCUGGCCGACAAUGAUAGAAGAAUCAGACACGAGAUCAAUUGUGAUUAUGCAAGGGCACACCUGUGUCAGGCAGAGGAGAAGAGACAGAAGGAACAGGAGGCAUGGGAAGAAGAGCAGAGAGCUAAUGAGGAAGAGAUUUGUCUGACAAACACAAGCGCAUUCAUGACAGAGGAUCCAUGUGUGCAGAUCAACAGAAUCCAGCCUCAUCGCUACCGCAAAGACCAUUACAAGUCAAUGCCUCCGCGGGCAAAGCAGCGGAUCAUGUGUGAACGCAAGCAACAAGUCUGUGAUGUCAAGGUGAGCCGUCAAGUUCAGCUCUCGGCGGAGCUAGAGUAUGCCAGGGAGCAAGAGAUGAUUCGCAGGCUGUUGGUACAAAAAAAUGCUGAGCUGGCAUGCCUUCGCAGGCAGAUGAAGAUAGAGCUGGCUCAACAGCUCAAGAAAAUGAGCAUUUGCAAGAAGAUCAAGUGAGUGCACCUUCCUACCUUGUCCAUAUAUUGAUCUCUGUACUCCUUGGUGGCAAGAAUUGGGAAACAAAAAAAGAAAGAGCUC